Vicia villosa (hairy vetch) is the source of this 426-nucleotide messenger RNA. RefSeq lists its product as uncharacterized. Lineage: Eukaryota; Viridiplantae; Streptophyta; Magnoliopsida; Fabales; Fabaceae. The transcript has a single exon. The record is from RefSeq and is a predicted model, not a curated record. The coding region runs from base 1 to 426 and encodes 141 amino acids.
AUGGCUUUGCUCUUGGAUGUUUUAAAGAAGUGUUGGAAUUUUGUGAAAAAUGACGUUGUUAAGUUUAUGCAAGAGUUUAAUGAGCAUGGUAGGCUUCCUAAAGCAUAUAAUCCUCAAUGUACUGAAGAGUUUAGGCCGAGUUGUUUGGUGGUUUAUCUUUAUCGACUUAUUUCUAAAUUGCAAGCUUAUAGGUUGAAACUUAUGAUCGGGAAGUUAGUUUCUUCCUCUCAAAUGGAGUUUAUUGAAAGUAGACAAAUGGUAGAUAAUGUUUUGGUUCUUAAUGAGACGUUAGACAUUUCCAAAAGAAACAAGAAGAAUUUUUUAGCGAUGGAGGUUGACUUUGAGAAGGCUUUCCAUUGUGUGUCGUGGGGCUUCCUUAGAUAUGUGCUCAAGAUGAUGGGUUUUGGUCAGAAAUGGUUGUUUUAG